This is a messenger RNA of Plasmopara halstedii, 522 nucleotides long. Its product is annotated as FOG: Transposon-encoded proteins with TYA, reverse transcriptase, integrase domains in various combinations. The transcript has a single exon. Gene Ontology annotation, biological process: DNA integration. The coding region runs from base 1 to 522 and encodes 173 amino acids. The record is from RefSeq and is a predicted model, not a curated record. Gene Ontology annotation, molecular function: nucleic acid binding. Lineage: Eukaryota; Oomycota; Peronosporomycetes; Peronosporales; Peronosporaceae.
AUGGCGGAUCGAGGAGACAUGCGCGGCAUGAUGAUCAUGAACAGGCAGCUCAAGACGCGUGACUCUUGCCAUAUUGGCAAGCAGAGACAGAAGCGACAUCAGCAGAAGUUGGAUCGCCAAGUUACGGCUCCCAACAUGAUUGUGUUUGCUGAUUUGAUGUUCUCGCCACAAAACAACGGGUCUCGAUAUGUCGCGAUUCUCGUAAUUAUGGAUUGCUGGAGCCGAUAUCUCACUGUGUUCUUGCUGACCGACAAGAGUGGAAAGACUAUGAACAAGUACAUGCAGCGCUACGUGCUGUGGGCGGAGCGCCAAGCUGGUCGUGGGACCACGAAGAUCGUCCAGCGUGAGCACGAGCCUGCAGAAAGCGCGAAGUUUCCGGUUCAACGCGUUCUCACAGAUAAAGGUGGUGAGUUCGUGAUCAGGGAUAUGAAGGCGUUCUAUGCGGAGCGUGGAAUCGAGCACAUCAAAGUUGGACCUAAGAGCUCAUAUCUGAAUGCUGUGGAGCGUGCGAUCCAUCGUUGA